AUGAACAAUGGUGCCACUCCUUCCUAUUUGGCAAGUCAAGAAUGCAAACUUGAUAUCCUUAAAUACCUGGUCACCGAAGCAAAGGGAUCUUUAAAGAUAACAGCUUUUGAUGGAAUGUCUUGCUUACAUGCUGCAGCUCAGAUGGGACAUUUAGACAUCAUCACAUGGUUGGUUCAAGAGGCCCACUGUAAUCCAAAUGAAAGAGAUUUUGAUGGUGCUACACCCCUGCAUUUUGCAGCCAGUUGUGGCCAGACCAAAGUUGUAGAAUGGCUUCUGCAAGUGGGUGAAUGCAAUAUUACUGUGGACAGAACUGGCGCAACACCUUUACAUAAUGCUGCUGAGAUUGGACAGUUGCAGGUUUUCUCUUUCUCUCUCUGUCUCUUUCACAUGUCUAUAGACUUAAAUUCACAGUUCAAGAGAAAUAUCAGAACUCCCUCUCCACACACACAAUCAACCUCUUCUCUUCCGCCACCCAACCUGAUUUUGACUUUUCUCACUUACUUCGCACCAGACCCCAAUCCCCGCCUGCCCAAACAUAGAAAGGUUCUAUCUCUCCUUGCUUGGAGGUUUCAACUGCUGAUGCCGGCAGGUAAAGGAGUGUGUGAUACCUGUCUGUCACUUCCUCUGUAG
Acanthosepion pharaonis is the source of this 630-nucleotide messenger RNA. The record is from the annotation of a GenBank genome assembly. Lineage: Eukaryota; Metazoa; Mollusca; Cephalopoda; Sepiida; Sepiidae.